Molecule: messenger RNA, 606 nt
Organism: Guillardia theta CCMP2712
Lineage: Eukaryota; Cryptophyceae; Pyrenomonadales; Geminigeraceae
Exons: 6
Coding region: 1-606 (201 amino acids)
Molecular function (GO): protein binding
Source: RefSeq, a predicted model, not a curated record
AUGCCUCAGGAGAAUCCGAAGCACCUGUAUGGCCUUGGCUUUGCCCUCGCUCAAGCCGAACAGCACCAGCAUGCCGUCAAGGCGCUGAAGGCGGCGGUUCGAAUCCGACCAGACUACGCGGAGGCCUACUACAGCUUGGGCGCAAGUUUCUACCAGUGGAGCGAGCAGGAGGAGGGCAAGGAGAAGAAACAACAUCUCUUGCUUGCGGAGAGAUCUUUCAAGAUUGUUCUCAGACUCAAUCCCAACCAUGUCGCUGCCUCCUACAACCUCGGCACCACCCUUCAUCGCAUGGGCAAGUUUUCGCUCUCCGUCGACUCUCUCCUGCUGGCUGCCAGCUUAGAUCCCUCGCACGAGGACGCUUAUUUCAACAUGGGAGCCUCGCUCUGGCAGAUGGGCCGCAUGAUGGAUGCAUCCUCGGCAUAUCGUCAGACACUCCAGCUGAAUCCGGUCAAGGCAGACGCUUACUACAGCGACGGCCUCUGUCUGGGUGCGAUGGGGCACCCUGAACAAGCCCAGCAGCGCUUCUCUGCUGCCCUCAAGCUCGACCCCCAGCACGUCGACGCUCUGUUCAACCUUGGGAUCUCCCAUGCGCAAAUGAGGAGGUGA